Opisthorchis viverrini is the source of this 1107-nucleotide messenger RNA. RefSeq lists its product as hypothetical. Gene Ontology annotation, molecular function: protein dimerization activity. NCBI's taxonomy places the organism in Eukaryota, Metazoa, Platyhelminthes, Trematoda, Opisthorchiida, Opisthorchiidae. The annotation marks the transcript as partial. The record is from RefSeq and is a predicted model, not a curated record. The transcript has 6 exons.
AUGAGGAUAGAGAAAAGCCUUGAGUUUCGAAGUGCUGACCUCCAGGUCUUCGGUACAAGCACCUUGGAGGAGCCGACCGAAGGCUUGCUGAAGAUUAUAGGCAUCAGCAAUGGGAAUUUUCCGCCUUAUCUCAAGUUACCCCGUAACAACUUUAUAAUUGUUGAUCUCCCUACGGUUUCCAUGUCCCUAGCGCUGUUGUUCACAACAUGCCACUUGAACAGUGCUCAUCCGCAAAGACGUUCACCCUACGGUGCAUCCGCUACCGAUCACCGCACAGCAGACGGAAGAGAGAUUGUGAGCGGGAUUGGUCAUCCUUGUUGGGAUUUGCAUACAGCCAGCAUAGGCGUAACAUCCGCGAAAGAGCACAAGAUGGCCAACAAAAGUUUAGCUAUGUCGUCCGCUCCGUUGCAACCGAGAGUGAAUCAGAAAGCAAGUGUUGCACAUGGAGAACAAACCGAACCACAUGCAGUGGUGCGAUUCUCCAGACGUGGUCGCCGUUCCACGGUUCCACCAGAACAGCGAGAACAAAUCAGGCGACUUAAAAAGCAGAACAUGGAGAGACGAAGACGGGCUUGCAUAACAGAUAAAAUGAAUGCUCUCCACAACCUGGCAAUGGAUCUCAUCGGGGAAGAUCCAAAACAGUACCAGAAAACUGAAAAAGCCGAUCUGCUCAAUAUUUGCUAUGCUGUCUUCGAAAAUGUGGUCUCCAUUGUCAAAGAACAGCCAGAAAUUCAACUACGUAUCCAACAGCUGAGCGACCAGUUUCGGGAUAAAAAUACACCAGAAUCCAACCACACCGGUCAGAACACAAUGUCCAUUCAGGCAAUCGGUAAAAGAUGGGAGGAGUCAGAACAGAAGGAAAACCAGAACAAUGAAUCACUUGACCACAUCCAGCCUCUCCGUGAAGAUGUUUCUGCAAUUCGACCAAGCAACACACAUAGACUUACUCCGAUGAGACAAAACCAAACAUGCAAUUCAGCUCCGAAACACAAAUUUCUACCCUUCAUUACGGAUUCACUGGAUAGUGGGAUCUACAACUCUGAUCGAUCGCUUGACCAGUCUGGUGGACAUUUACUCCCAAAUUUUCAGGAUACUUUUUUGUCACCG